Messenger RNA from Solanum lycopersicum (tomato), 1098 nucleotides. RefSeq lists its product as uncharacterized. The record is from RefSeq and is a predicted model, not a curated record. Gene Ontology annotation, biological process: meristem development; meristem maintenance. Lineage: Eukaryota; Viridiplantae; Streptophyta; Magnoliopsida; Solanales; Solanaceae.
AUGGCCAAUGAUCCCCCAAAGUUUAUGAUCACAGAUAAAACCCCACAAUUACUAAUGGAUUGGUGGAACGAUAUGCAUGAAUUUAGGCGGACUGAGAUAUUCAAACAUCUUGGUUUCCUUACAGAUAUCAUGAGAUUUAGUCCUAACAGAGGUUUGAUCGAGGCUUUGAUUCCAUUUUGGGACUCCACAAAUAAUGUGUUUCGAUUUAGUGAUUUCGAGUUGACGCCUACAUUAGAAGAAUUGGGUGGUUUCACAGUCUUAGGCCAGGAUCUUCGAACUAAAACACUGAUAGCCCCUAGGAGUGUCAGCAGAGGUAAAUUUUUAGAACAGAUGCACAUCAUCCAUACUCAUAAGGAAUGUGAGUGUUUUGAUAAUGGGUUGGUUUCUUUGGAAUUCUUGUACUCAAGAUAUGGAAGGAAAGAAGGAUUUUCAAGCUAUGAGAAGCAACUUAAAAAUGGACAACACCUCCCUACUUGGGAAAAACAUAGACAAGAAGCAUUCAUGGUAGCAUUCUUGGGAGUUAUGGUUUUUCCAAGGAAGGAUAAAAAAAUCGAUAUUCGUCUGUCAGGGAUAGUCACUGUUAUGAUAAAGAAAAGAAAAUCCACUAUAUUGCCGAUGAUGUUGGCUGAUAUUUAUCGUGCUUUGACUAAAUGUAGAGAGGGGGAAGAUUUUUUUGAAGGUUGUAGCAUUUUAUUGCAAAUGUGGUUUUUAGAGCACCUAUAUCGCCAUCAUUUUGCGACGGAUUUCAAAUAUGAUUGGACGAAUUAUAUUUUGAGCCACCCAGAAAGGAUGAAAGAAUUAGGAGACAAAUUGCCAAAAGGUGUCAAAGCAUGGAGACAUUAUCUUCUUAAACUGACGGCAUCUAAAAUUACAUGGAACUAUCAUUGGUUUCCUGCUAGUGAGGUAAUUGUUAUGUCUUUCUAUCGUCCAUUCUUUGUUCUGACAGGCCUUCGUGGGUUCCAACCAUACAUACCCGUCCGAGUUCUACGCCAACUUGGACAAAAACAAAUUUUACCUAAAGCCGAGGAUACGCGGAAUUUUGUGCGGGAAGUAGCAUUUGAAGAUCGAGAUCGAGAAUCAGAAGCUCAAAAGAUUUAG